AUGAAGUUCGAAAUCCUGCAGCAGUAUGCAAUCCCUGGGAACAUCCCGUGGACCAGUCGCAAAGUCAGGAUCAUUGCAGUCUUGUGUGGGAUCCUGUGUUUGCGGUUCUUCCUGGGAGCCCUAGAUGUAAAACCCCUCCAGACCCGGUUGCCUCAUGCGUUCCGGCAGCAGACCUAUCUCGACGAAGAAGGCUUUCAGCCAAUACCGAUAACCGGCUUCGUCAACACCGGAGACCUCUCAAGCCGCACUUGCGAAGAUUUAAGACACGAGGGGGAGCUCCGGGUGCACAAGAGCUUGUAUCUCGAAGAUGACCUGGAGCACAUUGCACGAUCGUUGGCGGGCCAUCCGAUGAUCGACUAUUCUAAUCAGGAGAAGGGAUUGACAUUCCGCCAAAUGGUGGCCAAAACCUGGGCCAGGUUGUCCGGGUCCAGCGUGUGGAUUGAGAAAUUCAAGGUCUUCCUGACCGUCACGAGAGUCAUCUUCUACGAUAACGGCCUCCGACACAAGCCCGUCAUCAGUUUCCUGGCGGGCCAGCUCCACGACGAAAACUGGAACGAGCUGAAGAACUACACCAUCCAGUGGCAGAGCGAAGAGAUCAAAUUCCCCACCGUCUUCAACAUCCCUGCCCCUUUCAAGCAGGGCGACCGCUACUUUGGGCCUGAAGACCCCCGAGUGAUUCUUGAGGAGGGAGUCGAAGAUGCCGAGCCCAUUGUCACCUUCAACAUGCAAUUUGACCUGAAAACGGGCGACCGCGCCAUGUACAUUUUCCGACCCUUUUCCAACGACACGACCGUUUUGACCAUCACGGGCCAGACGGAGAGGGCGCACGCGGAGAAGAACUGGGCGCCCUUCUUUAUCAACGAGCACGAACCCAUCGCGCCGGGACGCUACAAGUGGCCCAGUCACUACAUCCAUUUCAUCUACGAUUUCAACCCGCUACGGGUACUCAAAUGCCACACCCUGAACGGCUGGUGCCAUUUUGUGUACGAGCAGAAAGUCCCGGACGAGUUGAAAGGGUCUGGUCUGAACGCAAACGGGCGCAUGACCGGAGGGACAAAUAUGGUGCCGCUGCAGCUGGAAACCCAUUCCGACCUGAAUGCGUGGGUCGGAUUCCCGAGAUCGCACAUCAACAUCGGGUGCACCGACGACCUGGCCAUGUACCGGCCGGAGCUGAUGAUCAUGACGGCGCACGGCGAGAACUUCUACCUCAGCUUCAUGUCGGGCCCGAUCGACUUCGGCACCGCGGCCAUGACGCCCGAAGCCAUCAACGACCCAUGCGGUGAGGGCAAGAUCGUCAUCGCCAACAGCAUCGCCAAAUGGGACCGGAGGCCCAAGCACGACGUCCUCACGCUCACGCUGUCCGUGGCCGACUCGACCGUCCAGAUCAUGCAGCUGGCGAGCCUGUCCAAGUUUGUCGGCCAGCUGCCCCAUGUCGCCCAUCUGGAUGGGGUCCGGCUCUCCAACAUGUCCAGUCGGAACAAGACCGAAUGGGACCUGCGGUACACCGCCGUGGGCAAAGACGUCCUGGACUGUACGAUGGAAGUCGCCUCGUACUACUCAGAAAUCAUCGCUGCUCCCUACAAGGGCCUGUCCAAGGAAGAGCUCUCCUAUGAUAAUGGAAAGUGGGAGUGGAAGGACGGAGCCGUCAUAUGA
Molecule: messenger RNA, 1653 nt
Organism: Cladophialophora psammophila CBS 110553
Lineage: Eukaryota; Fungi; Ascomycota; Eurotiomycetes; Chaetothyriales; Herpotrichiellaceae
Exons: 2
Coding region: 1-1653 (550 amino acids)
Molecular function (GO): mannosyltransferase activity
Source: RefSeq, a predicted model, not a curated record